Macrosteles quadrilineatus (aster leafhopper) is the source of this 1527-nucleotide messenger RNA. Its product is annotated as PDZ domain-containing protein GIPC3-like. Gene Ontology annotation, molecular function: protein binding. The record is from RefSeq and is a predicted model, not a curated record. The transcript has 7 exons. NCBI's taxonomy places the organism in Eukaryota, Metazoa, Arthropoda, Insecta, Hemiptera, Cicadellidae. Bases 275 to 1264 code for a protein of 329 amino acids.
CUUCAUUGCGAUUGCGACUCGCGGGACGCGGUGCAUCUCACGAACAUAAAUGUCAAGUUUCUCGCGAGUUUCUGCGUAGUCUCGACUGUGCCAGUACACUCCAAUCCAUAAUUCGUUAAGUGCGGUUCCGAAAAAAUAAAUAUAAAACAUUACGUGACAAUUAUCUAUGUCAACAGUUUUUAAUCAAUUUCUGAGAGUUCUUAUCAUGUAGAUAGCGUUAUCUCUAGUGGUGCAGUGUGGCUAGUGUCAGUGUGUGUGCGAGUGUUGCGGAGAUAUGCCGCUGUUCACGCGAAAGUUCCUCAAGGACCCGAACGGAGUUCACGAUUCGCCUGCCAAACCCACACCUACUCCCACUGUGAACAAUAAUGGAGUGAAGAGUGAACGAGAAGUGGCGAUGGCGGAGCCGCAGAAACAGAAACUGGUGUUCCAUUGUCAACAAGCCCAGGGGAGCCCCACAGGACUGAUAUCGGGGUUCUCCAACGUACGAGAGUUGUACCAGAAGAUCGCAGAGUGCUAUGACUUCCCUGCGGAAGAGAUCCUGUUUUGCACUCUCAACACACACAAGGUAGACAUGACCAAGCUGCUUGGGGGACAGAUCGGAUUGGACGACUUCAUAUUUGUUCAUAGGAAAGGUCGGCCUAAGGAAAUAGAGCUACGAAAGACUGAGGAAGCCUUGGGUCUCACAAUCACAGACAAUGGCUCUGGCUAUGCCUUCAUCAAGAGGAUAAAGGAGGGAAGUGUCAUUGACGGCAUUGAGUACAUCCAGGUUGGCGACCACAUAGAGAGGAUCAACUCUGAGAACCUUGUAGGCAAGAGACACUUCGAGGUGGCGAAGAUGCUUAAGGAGAUUCCACGGGACACAAUAUUCACAAUCAGACUUGUCGAGCCUCUGAAGGCAGGCUUCUCAAAUAUAGACUCAAGAGGAAGUGCAAGAAGAGGUAAGAAGUCUGGCUAUGGGACUGGGAAGGAGACACUGCGACUGAAGGCUGAUGGAAAAGCGCAAGUCCAAAAAUUGGACAGUGCCAUGCAACAGGGCAUAGACAGUAUCAAUCAGCUGCUGGAGGGCUUCAUGGGUAUAAAUGACUCAGAACUUGCCACACAAAUCUGGGAACACGCAGAAGGGAAGACUAACAGUAUGGACUUUGCUGAGGCCAUCGACAAUUCUGACCUCGAGGAGUUUGGAUUUACUGAUGAAUUCAUAAUAGAAUUGUGGGGUGCAAUAACAGAUGCUCGAGCAGGCCGGCUCAAAAAUGAAGUGUUCUGAGAACGAAUCCUGAGCGCUUAGUCAUCAAACAUGUGUUCAACUUCCACUCAUUGUUACCACUCUCAUGUUUUAUGUGGGGAAUUCAUUAAGAUAAAUUCUUUACAGUAUUUAUUCUUGUUGAUGCUGGGAAGAGUUUUGUUGUAUUCAGUAAAAUCUUAUAUUUUAACUUAUUGUACAUAUUUUGUAAAAAAUUUUAAUAUUGCGUACGGUAUGUGAAUCCAUUGUCAUUUGUUGAAAUUUUGAAAAUAUAUUAUUGCUUUUUA